Mytilus californianus (California mussel) is the source of this 1926-nucleotide messenger RNA. RefSeq names its product zinc finger protein 235-like. Gene Ontology annotation, cellular component: nucleus. Lineage: Eukaryota; Metazoa; Mollusca; Bivalvia; Mytilida; Mytilidae. The coding region runs from base 113 to 1522 and encodes 469 amino acids. The record is from RefSeq and is a predicted model, not a curated record. The transcript has 2 exons.
UCAAAUUGUUCCAAGAGUGAAGAUACAUCCUAAAAAAGUCAAAUUGAUGAUUUGAGCAAGAGACAGGAAAUACUAUUCCCGAUUUAGGUAUACCAGGAGUAAACAGAUUGGUAUGGAAACGCAGACGGAAAGACCAAAAUUAUCAUUUUCCAUUGAAAAUCUCAUUGAAAGAAAAGAUUACAAAAAUGAAACUAGUAAAGAUGCUCAAAUUGUCUCUAGAAAUGUUGAUAAAGACGAUUUUAUAGUGUGGGAGAAGAACACACCAGUUUACAAUGGAAAAGAUAGCAAUCAGACAGAUAAAACCUUGCCGUCAAAAAAUUCUUCACCUCAUUCGUACAACAACUGGUUAAUAAGUCACGAUACAGCAAAGAAAGAAAUUGUUUCCCAGCCUUUCGAUAAUUAUUAUGGCAUUCAAACAUUGGUGCAUCCAGCUUUUACCAUGGGAAGAAUGCCUAACGAGGAAUACCAAGCGUACCUUUUAAGAUACUAUUCACUUCUACCGACAAACACUUUAACAUCUUUUGGCAAAUAUUUAGACCUGAAGAAUCCAACUUUAAAGAGGUUUCCAAAUACUACCAAAUCAAACCGUUUGGAUCUACAAGACAAGGUACAGAGAAAUCCUUCCGAUGAGAAAAUAUCACAAGUUAGAGACAUUAAUGACAACACAAAAGAAAACCCUCUCUCUGACUUUAUAAAAAAUGAGAAAGAAUCGACAAAGGAAAUAGAUGAUCCCAUUAAAGUUCUGCAAAGUAAAGGAAAGAAGGUUGUCUCAAAGACACAGAAAACUUUUACAUGUCCUGAAUGUGGUAAAAUCUUCAAUGCACACUACAAUUUGACAAGGCACAUGCCCGUACAUACUGGAGCCCGACCAUUUAUUUGUAAGAUUUGUGGGAAAGGUUUCCGACAGGCGAGUACAUUGUGUAGACACAAGAUCAUACAUACAUCUGAUAAACCACACAAGUGCGGCAAGUGCGGGAAAGCUUUUAACAGGAGUUCGACACUUAACACACAUAUGCGCAUACACCUGAACUACAAACCAUACGUGUGUGAAUUUUGUGGGAAAGGCUUUCACCAGAAAGGAAACUACAAGAACCAUAAACUAACUCACAGUACUGAGAAACAAUAUAAAUGUAAUAUUUGUAACAAAGCCUUCCAUCAAGUGUACAAUUUAACAUUCCACAUGCAUACACAUAAUGACAAAAAGCCGUAUACAUGUCAUAUGUGCGGUAAAGGGUUUUGCAGAAAUUUUGACCUCAAGAAGCAUACACGAAAACUUCACAAUGGGAGUAACUUGCCAUCAUCGUCAUCAUCAGCGUCGUAUUCAAUCGACAGCGCCUCUUACUCCAGACCAACAAAUGUUUUAUCUCAGCCCUCGAUGCCUUCACAUCAAAGUGCUUUCCUGUCGACCAGACCAAGCGCAUACGGUAAUCCGUCUUUAAUAUAUCAUCGUAAUCUGCUUUCUCAGUACAUGUUGGGACAACCAGGAGCUGCAUACCUGCAGAAAUUUAACUGUUUUGUGUGAGAUUUUGAUCGAAGGUAAAUUUUGUUUAUUUUCAUUCAACUUGUGAUAAACAAUUAUAGUAUACCACUGAACAUUGUAUUAGAAGGAGAAACGUGCAAUACAGUAUGUACAAACAAUUGUCUAUAUUUGUAUUAUUUCCUUUUUUAACUUUUAAACUUUUCACAAAUUUUUAGUAGGACGGCACAGUGAAUUUUAAUUAUAAUAGACAUUUAUGACUUUAAUAGUCAAUCCCUUUUUUUCUGUUUUAUUUAUCGUUUACAUUUUGGUGCAAAAAGGUGCAGUCUUCUGCAAGUCAAUUUUUAUUAUUAUUUCCAGGAUCAUAGUGCUUUUUCAUGUACAAUUAUUUGACACAUAACCAUAGAAAAUGCUUUUAUUGAGAAAGUGCUAUAUAUUGUAGUGUUUAU